Molecule: messenger RNA, 2493 nt
Organism: Cyphellophora europaea CBS 101466
Lineage: Eukaryota; Fungi; Ascomycota; Eurotiomycetes; Chaetothyriales; Cyphellophoraceae
Exons: 2
Coding region: 1-2493 (830 amino acids)
Biological process (GO): carbohydrate metabolic process
Molecular function (GO): hexosyltransferase activity; UDP-glycosyltransferase activity
Source: RefSeq, a predicted model, not a curated record
AUGAAAGGGAGCGCGCCGCCUACGAUCCACACUCCGUCUCCAGAUGGCGACGAGGCGCCUCCCGCCUACGACAUGGGCAACGCACAGAGCCUGAUAGUGGAGAGAACUACAGAAGCGACCGAUGAUGGACGGAUUACGGUCAAUCUAGACUCAAAGUUGGCCCAAGUCUUUGCAAGGCUCGUGGACGUCCCCGAGGUGCCUGAGCUCGACGAUGCUCCUCCACGCUAUACCGAACCGAGGUCUUGGUCGGUGUGCCUGAAUAUCGUGAUCAUGGUUGUCGGCAGUAGAGGUGAUGUCCAGCCUUUCAUCGCUAUGGGCAACGAGCUUCAGAAGUUUGGUCAUCGUGUCAGAAUUGGGACGCACGCGGUUUUCAAGGACUUCGUCCAGAGUGCGGGCUUAGAGUUCUACCCCAUUGGUGGUGAUCCAGCUCAACUCAUGGCGUACAUGGUGAAGAAUCCAGGCCUUAUCCCAAACAUGAAAAGCCUACGUGCUGGCGAGAUAGGCGAGAAGCGCAGGAUGGUCGAUGAGAUGCUUCAGGGAUGCUGGGCCGCAUGUGUUGAGCCAGAUCCAUACACUGACAUUCCUUUCGUCGCCAAUGCUAUCAUCAGCAACCCGCCUACGUUUGCCCAUGUCCAUUGUGCGCAGGCAUUGUCUGUUCCCUUGCAUAUCGUCUUCACGAUGCCCUGGUCGCCAACACGAGCCUUCCCUCAUCCUCUGGCGAAUGUGCGGAGCACGAAUACCGACGAGAAGCUAGCCAAUUACCUUUCCUUUGGACUGGUGAAUGCGCUGACAUGGCAAGGGCUGGGCGACGUGAUCAAUGGCUUUCGACGACGGACCCUGGGGCUGGAAGAAGUACCGGUGACCGAGGGUCCUUUCCUCAUGGAAACACUGAAGAUCCCACAUACAUACUGCUGGUCUCCAGGACUCGUGCCGAAACCCCGAGAUUGGGAAAACCACCUCGAUGUCACGGGCUUCAUUUUUCGUACACCGCCGCAGUACAGCCCUCCUGCAGAUCUCGAUGCGUUUCUAAAAGCCGGUCCUCCUCCUCUCUACAUCGGCUUCGGGAGUAUCGUCGUGGAUCAACCUGAUGAGCUUCUUGCAACAAUUCUCAAAGCAUUGGCAACGGCUGAUGUGCGGUGCAUCAUCAGCAAAGGCUGGAGUUCCCUUUCCAGUGAUGAUGUCCCAGACAACGUCUUUUUCGUCGGCGAUUGUCCCCAUGAGUGGCUAUUUCAGCAAACAUUUGCUGUUGUACACCACGGUGGGGCGGGCACAACAGCAGCUGGCCUACUAGCCGGUAAGCCAACCAUAAUCGUGCCCUUCUUUGGCGAUCAGCCUUUCUGGGGCGACCGAGUUGCUGCCACUGGUGCCGGACCUGCGCCCAUCCCACACCAAGAACUAAGUGCAGAAAAGCUGGCCAGGGCUAUAGACUACUGCAGGACGGCUGAGGCCCUUGCAGCAGCGAAAGCUGUUGCAAACAAGAUGCAAGCAGAAAACGGAGUUGCAGCUGCAGUGGACUCUUUCCAUCGACAUCUGCAGCCUGAUAAACUACGCUGCGAUCUCAUUCCCACUCUCCCAGCCGUGUUCGAAUAUACUUUGAGCAGAAAGAUUGACCUUAAGCGCGCAGCGUAUGAAGCUAAAAUUGUCAAGCUAUCUGGACUAGCCGCCGAGACACUGGCGCAGGCUGAUCGGGUGAAAGCGAAAGAACUUCGAAUAUACCAGUCAAAUCCCGUCAUCAUCGAGAACCGGCGAUGGGAUCCAAUCACAUCAGCAACUUCGGCAGGCGUGGGACUCGCUUAUGAGCUAGUCAGUACGACGAACGACAUCUGGUACUCCCCAUAUAAGAUGCAUAGCAGAAGAAACAAGUCGACCAACUCAGCAGCCUCAUUCGUAUCGGCCGAAGAAGACACCUCGGAUGCCGGUGGGCCUUCGACACGAGAGCAUAGCUCAAUCCGAGAGCAAAUUGAUAACAACGCAAUGUUGACGGCCAAGUACGCGGGAGCUUCGGCGCUCAAUAUCCCAAAAUUCUUUGGAGUCGGAGUGAAAGGUCUUGCAGUCGACAUUCCACGAGCCCUGGCUGAAGGCCUGAGAGCAACACCCAAGCUUUAUGGCGAAAAGGUCAAGGACCACGACCCGAUCACAGACUGGAAGAGCGGGUUCAAGGUCGCCGGCAAGGACUUUGCCAAAGGGGUGGGCACUGGGGUCGUGGACUUCUUCGUGCAGCCUUAUAAGGGUGCGAGAGAUGACGGUGCUAAGGGCUUUGUCACCGGCAUGGGGAAAGGAUUUUUCGGCACUUUUACAAAGACUGGCUCCGGGCUAACAGGACUGUAUGCAUAUCCAGCCCAGGGUAUCUGGCGUAGCAUCUACUCUGCGAGCCACUCGGAUACAAAGAGGGGGAUCAUGAGUGCACGUCGGAUUCAUGACAUCUACAUCUCCCGACACGAGGCACGCCAGUUCGACGAAGAGGUCAUCAUCAAAGCCUUUGACGAUCUAUGA